This is a messenger RNA of Heteronotia binoei (common prickly gecko), 2307 nucleotides long. RefSeq names its product vomeronasal type-2 receptor 26-like. Bases 1 to 2307 code for a protein of 768 amino acids. Lineage: Eukaryota; Metazoa; Chordata; Lepidosauria; Squamata; Gekkonidae. The transcript is spliced from 7 exons. The record is from RefSeq and is a predicted model, not a curated record. Gene Ontology annotation, molecular function: G protein-coupled receptor activity. Gene Ontology annotation, biological process: G protein-coupled receptor signaling pathway. Gene Ontology annotation, cellular component: membrane.
AUGUGUACCCUCAAUGGGUACCCCCAUCAAGGACACUACAAGGAAGGAGACAGGAUUAUCGGGGGCUUCCUUCCCUUGACCAAGCCCCCCACCCUUCAAUAUGACAACUUCAGAAACCCUCCACAUCUUGUCAAGAGAGAUCAGAGUGUGGAGCUCAACAGUUAUCUACACUUCCUAGUUUUUGUCCAUGCUGUGGAGGAAAUUAAUCAAAGCCCACAUCUCUUACCCAAUGCAUCCUUGGGAUUCCACAUCUACAACUCUGCUUUUAGUGAUGAGACGGCACUGGGGGGGAUUUGGGGGCUCCUUUCGGGAACGAGGGCAGUGGCGCCCAAUUACGACUGUGGAGGAGGCAAUAAGGUCACUGCCGUUGUCGAAGGGCCAGCCGACAGUCAUUCGUUCGGGAUAGCCACACUGCUGGCACCAUACCGGUAUCCACAACUCAGCUAUGGGCUCCUGAACCCAGCCCUUCGCCCUAAAGCUCUGUUCCCUGCAUUGUAUGGGAUGGUCCCAAGCGAAGAGUCCCUCCUCACAGGGAUCGCCCGACUGAUCCAGCAUUUCAACUGGCACUGGGUGGGACUGAUUGCUUCAGAUGACGACCAAGGGGAAAGGGCUGUGCAGACUCUCGCCGGGGAGAUCAGCAAGGGAGGGGGCUGCAUUGCGUUCACUUGGAUGCUUCAGAAAUACACCUCUUACCGCGGUGAGAAGCACAAACAUCUCCUGGACGUCUUCCAGAAAUCUUCAGCCAAUGUGACAGUUCUCUAUGGAACAAAAGGCUACGUUGAAGCAUUCAGGAUACAGAUAUAUUGGUUCAGAGUCCAGCUUAAAGGGCAAGUGUGGAUCCUCACGGCCCAGGAAGAAUUCUUGUCACAAGUCAAAUACUCUUCUCUCCAGAUCUUCCAUGGAUCGUUGCUCUUUGUGGGACAUAAGCGGGAGAUUCCGGGAUUCAGACGUUUCCUCCAGAGAAUUAAACCUCGGCACUACCCAGCAUAUACAAUGCAGUGCAUGCCGUUGCUCGCGCUCUCCAUGCCGCGCUCUCACGACGGCCCCUGGGCAAUGCAAGGGGCAUCCAAUCGUGGCAGCGUGCGGUUUACGAACCCAGCAGGAGAGGAGGUGUUCUUUGACAAAAACGGAGACAUAGCGGCUGGCUACGACAUUUUCAACUGGAUCCUUUCCUCUGAGAAAAUCCUGUCUAAGGUCCCCAUUGGAUCUUUUCGGCCCCAAGCUCCUUCGGGACAGGAGCUCAUCAUUAACGAGAGGGCAAUCCAGUGGUAUGGCAAAUUUGAACAGCACCCCUAUUCAGUAUGCAGUGAAAGUUGUCGUCCUGGAUACCGAAAGAAAAACCGCAGAGGGGAGCCAGCUUGCUGCUUCGACUGUGUGCCCUGCACAGAGGGAGAGAUUUCCAACCAAAUCAACAUGGAAAGCUGUUUGCGGUGUUCAGAAGACCGGUACCCGAAUGAGGAAAGGGACAAAUGUCUGCCCAAAGUUAUCACAUUCCUGGCCUAUGAAGAACCAUUGGGGCUAACCUUGGCAUCGCUGGCCGUCUCUUUCUCUGUCCUCACCACCUGUGUUCUGGUGAUAUUCAUCAAGCACUGCAACACUCCUAUUGUCAAAGCCAACAACCGCGACCUCAGCUACAUCCUCCUCAUCUCGCUCCUCAUCUGUUUUCUCUGCUCCUUUAUAUUCAUCGGCUGCCCUAGAAAAGGCACCUGCCAGCUACGGCAAACCAUCUUCGGGGUUGCUUUUGCAGUGGCCAUCUCUUCCAUAUUGGCUAAAACCAUAACUGUGGUUUUGGCCUUCAAGGGCACUGAGAUGGGCUACAGACUGAGGAUCUGCCUAAAACCUAGGAUAUCCAACUCUAUUGUCCUUUUUGGGGGCCUCAUUCAAGUUGUUCUUUGUUCUGUCUGGCUGGGAACAUCUCCCCCUUUCCCAGAAAAUAACACCCAGUCAGAAGUCGACCAGAUCAUGGUCCAGUGUAAUGAAGGAUCGGUGGGUAUUUUCUAUGGUGUCCUGGGCUACCUGGGUCUUUUGGCCAUUAUCAGCUUCACAGUUGCCUUCCUGGCCAGGAAGUUGCCAGAUACUUUCAACGAAGCCAAGCACAUCACUUUCAGCAUGGUCAUCUUUUGUUGUGUCUGGAUCUCCUUCAUCCCCGCAUACCUCAGCUCUCAAGGGAAGACGGCUGUUGCCGUGGAGAUCUUCUCCAUUUUGGCUUCCAGUGCUGGGAUUCUGGCCUGUAUCUUUACUCCAAAGGUCUUUGUUAUCUUGGUGAGGCCAGACAGGAACACCAAGAAAUUUCUGAGGCGGAAAUAA